Gadus morhua (Atlantic cod) is the source of this 3887-nucleotide messenger RNA. It is a transcript of the gene neu1, whose product is annotated as neuraminidase 1. Gene Ontology annotation, biological process: oligosaccharide catabolic process; ganglioside catabolic process. NCBI's taxonomy places the organism in Eukaryota, Metazoa, Chordata, Actinopteri, Gadiformes, Gadidae. The record is from RefSeq and is a predicted model, not a curated record. Gene Ontology annotation, molecular function: exo-alpha-sialidase activity. The transcript is spliced from 6 exons. Gene Ontology annotation, cellular component: intracellular membrane-bounded organelle; membrane; cytoplasm. Bases 191 to 1360 code for a protein of 389 amino acids.
CGGCUCACAUCACAUGACGGAGACAUCAGUGGGAAGCCCGGAACCGCAAACAUACACAAACACCGAUCGCUUAGCUUCAGUUUAAAGUUUGAUUUCUGCCGCACGCACAGAAGAAUAACAUGCUCCGGGGAAUGCUAUGAACCGAUCUUAUACGUAUAUAACACAGUGACUUGACGAACGGAUAUCUAACAUGGGGAUCCUCGCCAACCUGAGUCUAUUACUCCCUUUCCUGCAGGUUUGCUGUGGUGUGGGGUCUCAUUUCAACAAAAAGCAGUAUUUUCCCCUGCUCAGUCCGCUGCUGGUCGAGGAGCAGUUGUUGUGGGUGAGUAAUGUAACCGCGGAGGUCAACACGUUUCGCAUCCCCCUGAUCACCUUCACGCCGAAGGGGAGCCUGCUGGCCUUCUGCGAGGCCAGGAAGUUCUCCUACAACGACAUGGAAGCCAAGUUCUUCGCCGUGAAGAGAUCCGUAGACAAGGGCUCCACCUGGUCCCCCAUGUCCUUCAUCCUGGACGACGGCCCGCAGGUGGACGGUCUGAACCUCGGCGUGGUGGUGGUGGACGAGAAGGCCCAGUCGGUCAUACUGGUGUACACCGUCUGCUUCCACCAAUACAAGUGCAUCACGUCCAGCGUGAUGAUGGUGGAGAGCCUGGACGACGGCCUCUCCUGGAGCCGGCCCCGCAACCUCUCCGAGCAGCUCGGGGUGAAGAGCUUCGCCCCCGGGCCCGGGUUAGGUAUCCAGAAGCGCCUCCCCCCGCACCAGGACCGGCUGGUGGUGUGCGGACACGGGACCCUGAAGGGCGACGGGGUCUUCUGCAUCCUGAGCGACGACAGCGGGAAGACCUGGCGCAACGGCGCCGCGCUGAAGAGCAUCCCCUACAACCAGCCCAAGCAAGCGCUGGACUUCAACCCCGACGAGUGCCAGCCCGUGGAGCUGAGCGACGGCAGCAUCCUGGUGAACGUGAGGAACCAGAACCAAUACCACUGCCACUGUCGCAUGGUGGUCCGCAGCCUGGACGGGGGGGAGACCCUGCCCGUGGAGGAGCUCUUCUUCGACAAGAACCUCAUCGACCCCGCGGUGGCGGCGGGCAUGCUGGAGAAAGAGGGGAGGGUGUACUUCACCAACCCGGCCCACCCUGAGAAGAGGGUGAACUUCACCCUGCGAUGGUCGCUGACCAACGGCAAAUCCUGGGAGAAGGAUAUGCUCCAGCUAUGGCCGGGUCCCAGCGGCUAUUCCUGCAUGACCACGCUGAACAGCAGCACGGAGGACAGGAAAUUCAUCUUCAUCCUCUACGAGCGAGGCAAACGAGACUCUGUGGAGACUGUGGUGUUCGCCAAGGUUCACCUCUACGGGGGUCUCUAGAGGCAGGGAGGUGCAGAGGCAGGGAGGAUAUCGAUGGACAGUAAGGGAGGGUCGUGAGGGCUCGUUGUUGUUUGGUAUUCGUUGAGAUUUUUUUUAAUGGAGUUCAGUUGUCGCACACUCGCGAUCCAAGCCCUUGUCCUGGACCCGAAGAUAAAAAUAAAAAUAUAGGAAUAAAUGUUUUCACUCAGAUAAAAAAAUAAGCUAAAUAAAGCUAUUAUCAUUGUUUCAGGAAAUUUUUAAAUAGUUGCUUUUUUUAUCAGACGUUCUCACACCGAAAAUUUCACAUAUUAUUGUCUUAACUUAAUAACAGAUUUUAAGGGAGCCUUCGUUGAGUUCAUAAAAAUGGAAGAUUGUUGGCGUGAUUCAUUUGCCGGGGGGGGAAAGAUGGAGGGAAAGGGACAAGUCUGACUGUGAAUUGAUCAUUAUUUUCCAUAGGGGGGCUGGUUACAAAUGGGUUUGUAUGUAGUCAGUCAUUCUAGAUUUUAUCUCAGCCGCUGGUUGAUAAGUCUCAACUUCAUCCAACAUGUCACUGGCCCCACUCAUAAUCUCGGUAAUACUUUGGAUCUAGUCUGUACAAAGGAUAUUACUACUGACCUCCCUUCUAUUCUUCAGGUCCCGCUCUCGGAUCACUCUUGUAUCUUUUUUAACCUUCUCACGCAUGCACAGACAAAUCGCUCUGAAUCUAACCCUCAUUUUUUUCGUGUCAUUAACAACCAUGUUAAGUCCCUUCUAGCUUAUCAUUUGCCCGAUAAACUUGAGUCACUUUCCAACACGUCUAUGUCUGUCAACAACCUUACAGAUGGCCUAAACAGUGCACUGUCAGAAUCGCUUGAUUUCUUUGCUCCUCUUAGAACCAGUAGAGGCACUCAAACUAAAUCUGUACCUUGGUUCUCCGACCUCACUCGCUCUUUAAAACGGGCUUGUCGUAAACUUGAAGACCGAUGGCGCACCUGUAAAUCAGAGUCCUCACGCCUCGCCUGGACUCUUAGCUUUAAACAUUAUAAACAUACACUUUCUGCUGCCAGAUCUUCUUAUUUCUCCAAUUUGAUAAAUACCAAUAUGAACAAUCAUCGGGUCCUGUUUAAUACUGUGGCCAGGCUUACACACUCUUCACCGGUUCUGAGCUCUUCUUUCACAGCUAAUGAUUUUCUAGAGUUUUUCACCGACAAAAUCUCCCAAAUAAGGAACAAUAUCAUUAGCCAGCAGCCCUCUAGUACCAUGUCCAGCCAGUGCUCUGUGUCCUGGCCCACGAGUUCACUCUCUCAGUUCAAACCUAUUUCUGCUGAGGCCCUGGCCUCAAUGGUUGCCACCUCAAAGUCAACAACAUGUUCACUUGAUCCCAUCCCUUCUGACCUCCUUAAGGAACUCUUUCCUAUUCUGAGUGCCCCUAUACGUGCCAUCUUUAACACUUCCCUCUCUGAGGGGUGUGUCCCCUUAACCUAUAAAUCUGCUAUCAUUAAACCACUCCUCAAGAAACCCAAUAGCGAUCCACUGGUUCUUGCAAAUUAUCGACCUGUUUCCACUCUGCCUUUCUUAUCUAAAAUACUUGAGAGAAUUGUUGCUGAUCAACUGACUCUCCACCUUUCUGCCAAUAAUCUCUUUGACAAUUUUCAGUCUGGUUUCCGCUCCUGCCACUCUACUGAGACUGCCCUAACUAGAGUAGUUAACGACCUACUUGUCACUGCUGACUCUGGAUCAGCCUCCUUACUUUUAAUUCUUGACUUAAGUUCGGCCUUCGAUACAGUAGAUCAUUGUGUGCUUCUACACCAACUGGAGCAUUACGUUGGUAUCCACGGGCUGGCGCUCUCCUGGUUCCAGUCCUACUUAUCUAGUAGAACCCAACGUGGCAGUUUCAAUAACUCUUUGUCAGAAUGCUCUACGGUUACCACUGGUGUGCCCCAGGGGCCUGUCCUGGGGUCCCUGCUGUUUUGUAUCUACAUGCUCCCUCUGGGUAUGAUAAUUGCCGAAUAUGGUAUAAAGUUCCAUUUCUAUGCUGACGACACACAGCUGUACAUCCCACUACAGCCUAAUGACCCCUCCCAUAUACAAAAUCUGGAAUCAUGUGUUCGCCGAAUCAAGACCUGGAUGAGUCAAAACUUUCUCAUGCUUAAUACUGCUAAGACUGAUUUGCUGGUGAUUAAGCCCAAUAACUACAAGUACUUCUCUGAGAGUCUCUGUCUUAAUAUCGAUGGCUGUUCAAUCUCUGAAAGCACGCACAUUAGAAACCUAGGCAUUACUUUUGACCCAACCCUGACUUUCCGGACUCACAUCAAGGAAACCACCAGGUCGGCCUUCUUUCAUCUGCGCAACAUUGCUAAAAUCAAUCUGCAAUUUUCAAGUCCCGUCUUAAAACAUACCUUUUUACUCAAUACUUUGGUUUAAACUAAUUUUUAACUGUUUUAUCAUAUUCCUGUGGUGUUUUAAUAUUGUUUUAAUAUUGUUAUUAUUGUACUUGAUAUUUUGUAAAGUGUAUUGAGACCAUGUACCAUGAUUUUGCACUUUAAAUAAUAAAUUGAUUGAUAAGGAA